Messenger RNA from Saccoglossus kowalevskii, 3840 nucleotides. Its product is annotated as regulating synaptic membrane exocytosis protein 2-like. The record is from RefSeq and is a predicted model, not a curated record. Gene Ontology annotation, cellular component: cytoskeleton of presynaptic active zone; presynaptic membrane. Gene Ontology annotation, biological process: intracellular protein transport; positive regulation of synaptic transmission; regulation of synaptic plasticity. Lineage: Eukaryota; Metazoa; Hemichordata; Enteropneusta; Harrimaniidae. Gene Ontology annotation, molecular function: small GTPase binding; transmembrane transporter binding.
GUACUCUGGGUAUGCAAUAUAUGUAGGAAGAAACAAGAGAUUCUUAUAAAGAGUGGGAAGUGGCUUGGCCCAGAAAAAGGGAAGUCGCCAGAUUCUGGAACUGAAACUGCUUCUCAAGUCAGUACUAAGGAGCAAGAAGCACAGAAACGAGUAAAUGCAGAUGGGUCAAGGGGAAGUGACAAGGAAAAUAUACCCAAAGGUGCUCAUCCACCACCAGGUCCUCGUGGCCGGGAAUUAAAGCGACAAUAUUCCAUGAACAAAGAUGAAACACGGCGAGAAAGAACAUUAGAUAAUCAAAUUUCACGAGAUAUGCGUGGUGUCCCUCGUCGACCUGAUCAUUGGAGGGGGUCACAUGGAGAUAUUAACACACAGCGGGAAUAUGACGAAAGAACUCGUAGUCAUCGAAGGUCAUCUUCCAGACAUCCUCCAGAUGAUGUACAUUAUUAUUCUGAUCAUUCUGAUAGGCAAUAUCCAAUAAACUCGAAGGAACGUAGUCGUGAUAGGUAUAGGCAUCCAGAUCGUUACCCUGAUGACAGGGGAAGGCGACUGGAUAAGGAUAGAUUUCCUCCGGAAAGAGGCAGGUCUUAUACACCAGACCGAGACAGACUUAGAUAUCCGGAUCAAGAUAGGUAUUCUGAUUCGGAGCGUGGCUAUGCAGAUGAAAGGGUUGAUGAUAGGAUAUAUACUGAUAAUGAACGAAGCUAUGCAGAACAACAUUCAAGACGAUAUGAUAGACAUUCAUCAGAUUUAGAAAAGGGUCGACGUCCUGUUGAAGGGAUGUCUGAAAGGCCUCCUUCUGCACACAGUGAUACACCUAAUUCUAGAUACCUUUCAGAGAGACGAUUGAGUGAUAGUGUGACACGAUCAGAUCCAGAUUUUAGGAGUAGUCGUGAUAGGGCAUCUAUGAGAAUGCAACAUGAACAACGGGAGAGAGAACAGAGGCAGCGUGAACCACAGGAGAAAGAGUUAGAAAGGCAGCGCGAAAUAGAAUUAGAAAGGCAGCGAGAAGUGGAAUUAGAACAUAAAAGACAGCUAGAAAUGGAGCAUCAACAAGAGCUUGAAAGGCAACAAGAAUUGGAAAGGCAAAGAGAACUUGAACGUCAGCGGCAGGUGGAGAUGGAACGACAAAGGCAGCUUGAGUUGGACCGUCAGAGACAAAUAGAAGCAGAACGCCAAAGACAAAUAGAAAUUGAUCAGUUUGCUCCAUCAACGGGACACACUCCAAGACCCUCCCAUAGACAUAGUAUAACAAUUAUAGAGGACGUUGAAAACCAAAAACGUAGUCCAACCCGACAACGGGAACUCGAGAGCAGGCCUCUUGAUAUAUCCCCGUAUAAACAACAUUUAGAUCCUAGUUCAGCAGCAGUGAAUAAAACGCGACGAACACCAUCCAGGAAAGCUGAUACAAUGAUACGAAAUGACUCGUUAAGCUCUGAUCAGUCAGAGUGUGUUAGACCACCCCCGCCAAAACCACACAAACAUAAGAAAGGAUCACGCAAAGCAAGACAGCUUUCAUUGAGUAGCUCAGAUGAAGAAAUCAGAUCAACACCAGAAUGCACAAGCUGUGAAGAUGUUGAAAUUGAAAGUGAAAGUGUCAGUGAGAAAGGCGAGCUAGAGAGUUAUGCCGAUAAGACUAAAGCCGUGAAACAAAGUGGCCAUCUUUCAGAAAGUGAAAUGUCGGCUGCUAAAAAGAAAAUAGUUCGCUUUGGGCGUGGUGAGGGUCGCUCUAUGGACGAAGACCUCGAAUGGUCUGAGCCACUAAUAAAAGAUUCUGGGGUGGAUACUAGCAGUAGUACUACAUUAAAUGAAGAGCAUAGUUUAACUGCCAAGCAUCCAGUUACUUGGCAACCAGAUCUUGACAACAACAGACUCAUUGGUCAUAUGAUUCUGAAAAAAGUGACUCAUGAUGGGACACAACCACGGGACUCAAGUGCAAUAUUAGGACUGAAGGUUGUUGGUGGAAAGAUGACAGAAAUUGGUAAAAAGGGAGCAUUUAUCACAAAAGUCAAAAAAGGCAGUAUAGCUGACACUGUGGGUCACCUGCGAGCAGGAGAUGAAGUGUUGGAAUGGAAUGGUAGAGAUCUUCAAGGUGCAACAUUUGAUGAAGUCUACAACAUUGUAUUAGAUUCUAAAGCAGAACCGCUAGUAGAGCUAGUGGUGGCAAGAGUCAUGGGUGAUAUUGGUCCUGGUAUUCCCACAAAACAGACUCGUGAUAUUAUAUCAAAGAGAGCAAGCCUCACAUCUAGUGGAUAUGACUCUGGCAAGAUGAAAGAAGAUGAGGAACCAUCCAAACCACGGCGGCCUUCAGUUACAAUUACAUCACCAGGUAGUCCUACACCUCCAAAUAAUAGAACCAAUGCGCACGCACAGAUACAGAUUAAAAUGUGGUAUGACAAUAGUUCACAGCAAUUUGUGGUGACAAUACUAAGUGCUAACAAUCUUCCAUUAAAAGAAACUGGGGAAAGAAGAAACCCAUAUGUAAAACUCUAUGUUCUGCCAGAUAGAAGUGAUAAAACGAAACGAAGAACCAAGACAGUUGCUAAGAGUAACAAUCCAAAAUGGAAUCAGACAUUUAUCUGGGCAUUAAAGAGAGACCACUUUGAUGGUUCUACACUGGAGACAACUGUCUGGGAUUAUGACAGGUUUGGUGUCAAUCAAUUCUUAGGAGAGGUUCUUAUUGACCUGGAUAAUGCCCGGAUAGAUGAUGAACCUCACUGGUUUGUUUUAAAUAACCAUAAUGAGAAGAUGACAUCACCAAACUCAGUAAGAAGAAUGAAAAAAUCAGCAGUCACCAAUUCACCACGACGGCCUAUUAACCAUCUCAGUGAAAGUGAAGGAUCUGAUAUUGAGUAUGAUGAUGCGAUUGGUGUAGUUACAGGUUCUGCUGUUGUAGGGGUUGGAGACGGAGCUAGUGUGUCAUCAUAUGGUAGCAGCUGUAGUCCUCCACUUGGUAAUGAUACUAGUCGACUUGGUAACGAUACAGUUCCUGUAGAACAGCUUAGACAUCAAAGAUUAGAGUUUGAAAAUGAUAGAAGGUUAUCCGAACGGCAUUCACCAUCACCACGAAGACGUUCAGGCACAGUUAUAGCCCCUCCAAGAGAAGAACUUCACUCAGAUCGGGUUCCAGCACAAUCAUUGACUGUUCCUGAUCAAGUACCAAGACAUCGUCCUCGGUCACCAUCUCCAAGUCGUAGACAGCGAGUACCUCCUGGGGGGUAUGAAAUUCAGCGAUCACGAUCACCCACACGGAGAUCAGACGUGGAGAGGGCAAGGUCACCUGCACGCAGGUCAGACAUACCAAGACCUGAAAAUCAUAGGAGAAGUCAAUCAGAAAUAAGAGGAGAGCGUGACAGAGAGCGUGAAUAUUUAGCUAUGAUUGGUAGAAUAUCGCCAACAGAUAUGAGGUCACCCGUUACAAGUUUACCAAAUUCACCAAAUAGACAUGCUAUGCAUUCACCAGUUAGAUCAUCACCAUCCUCAACACCAUCCACUCCAAGAAAACAUCGACAGCUACCACAACUACCUACACAGCAAGGAAAACAAGAUGGAGCUCAAGCAGAAUUAGAAGAGCGUGCACGGCAGAUGAGACUAAAGAUGAAAAUGAACCAGUACAAACAAGCAGCGUCAAAUACCCUCUCCCCCAAUCCAGGAAUGGUAUCUGAUAUUCAAAAAUCACGGAAUAGAAAACAAAGUCCUGACAACAUCUCACUCAAGUCCAGUGAUAGUAAUAUGUCUAGUAUGAGUGAUGUAUCCGUGGUAACACAGGCCAGUGAGACAUCUCGGAUUAGUACCAUAUCAACUCAGUCUCAAGUUAUGACAGGACACAGAAAAUUCAGGUAA